AUGUCUUUUGGUGACUUCACCAGCAUCUGCCACACGGCACCGCUGCCGUUGUGUGCUGCAGUCGGACCCAUCACGUCCAUCUCGAGCGGCGUGGGAAUCGAGCCCGACUGCUACGCACGGAAUAUCGAACUGGCAAACACCAUCAUCUUCCAGGGCGCCGCCAGUGCCAUGCACAUCGUUGCCCUGGUCAUGACCGUCACCAUGAUUCUGCACGUCCGGGGCAAGUUCACAGCAGUUGGCCGGAAGGAAAUAACGACCUUCUUCUACCUCUACAUGCUUCUGACCUUCAUGUCCCUCAUCGUCGACGCCGGAGUCGUUCCCCCCGGCUCGGACCCGUACCCCUACUUCGUCUCUGUUCAAAAUGGUCUUGCCUCUGCUCUCAUCACCUGCCUUCUGAUCAACGGCUUUGUGGGCUUCCAGCUUUAUGAGGAUGGGACGCCGCUCUCGCUAUGGAUGAUCCGUCUGAGCUCUCUUGUCGCAUUCAUCAUCACCUUCCUCGUAUCGUUGGCCACCUUCAAGACAUGGGCAGGCCUGGGCCCCACGAAGACUAUUGGACUAUUCAUUGUCCUCUACCUGUUGAAUGGUGUCGAGCUGCUGGUGUACGUUGUGAUGCAGAUCCUGCUUGUCACGCGCACUCUGCAGGACCGCUGGCCACUGGGAGACAUCACCUUCGGCAUCUUCUUCUUCGUUGCCGGCCAGGUCAUUCUCAACGCCUUCAGCGCACCGAUCUGCGAGGCUGUCAGCCACUACGUGGAUGGGCUCUUCUUCGCCACGACUUGCAAUCUCUUGGCAGUCAUGAUGGUUUACAAGUACUGGGAUUCGAUCACUAAGGAGGAUCUGGAAUUCUCGGUCGGCACAAGGAUGAACAACUGGGAGGUCAAGGAGCUGCUACCCGAGGACGAGAGACGAGCCACCGUGUACGGCGACGACCCGUAUGGCCAGUCCAGCGCGUACGACCAUGCCUACUCGCCAAGCAACAACAGGUACUCCAAGUACUGA
Molecule: messenger RNA, 999 nt
Organism: Phaeoacremonium minimum UCRPA7
Lineage: Eukaryota; Fungi; Ascomycota; Sordariomycetes; Togniniales; Togniniaceae
Product: putative chitin synthase export chaperone protein
Exons: 2
Coding region: 1-999 (332 amino acids)
Biological process (GO): protein folding
Cellular component (GO): endoplasmic reticulum membrane
Source: RefSeq, a predicted model, not a curated record